Molecule: messenger RNA, 1914 nt
Organism: Rhinichthys klamathensis goyatoka
Lineage: Eukaryota; Metazoa; Chordata; Actinopteri; Cypriniformes; Leuciscidae
Gene: zgpat
Product: zinc finger, CCCH-type with G patch domain
Exons: 7
Coding region: 173-1702 (509 amino acids)
Biological process (GO): negative regulation of DNA-templated transcription; regulation of transcription by RNA polymerase II
Cellular component (GO): nucleus
Molecular function (GO): metal ion binding; RNA polymerase II cis-regulatory region sequence-specific DNA binding; DNA-binding transcription factor activity, RNA polymerase II-specific
Source: RefSeq, a predicted model, not a curated record
GGUAGCGCUGACUGAUGACGUAGGUGAGGUCAAAGUUGAGUGACUCACAGUGGAAGAUAUUUUCACCGUCUCUGUCUAAACAGAAACAAAACAAUGCCAUGAACACGAUCAACAGAAGAUUUAAAAUUGUUGCCACAGUGAGCUCCUGUCAUGUAAGAGCCUGAUCCUCACCAUGGAUGAAAGCAGUCUAGAAGAAGCCAUCAAGACCUACAGCGCUCAGCUUCAGCAGGUGGAGGUGGCUUUAUCUGCUGGUUUGGGCUCAGCGGAGCAGGCUGACCUGCUGAAGCUAAAGGAGGACCUGCAGCAGCUCAUUGAGCUCACUGAAUCCAGCCUGCUGUCUGUCAGAAAAAGCCAAUUGCUGGCCUCUUUGGAGGAGCCCUCGACUUACCAAAAUCCCACAUCGCUUACUCAGGAGACGGCUUUGGAUGAUGAGUUUGCAGCUUUCAAUGCGGAACUGUCAAAGAACUUUGCUGAGGUAAAACAAAACACUGAACCUGAACCUGAACCUGAACAUGAAGAGGAGGAUAUAAGUGGAACUAAGGUAUGUGCGCCUUACCGUACCUCAUGGGGAACCCUAGAGUACCAUAACGCCAUGGUGGUUUGCCAUGAAGAGCCAGAAGAAGAAGAAGAAGAAGAAGAGGCUCGAGUCCGGGUGUUUUACCUUCAUCCCACACACAAAUCUAUGAAACCCUGCGGCUUCUACCUUGAAGGAAAGUGCCGUUUCAUGGACAACUGCAGGUUCUCUCAUGGUGAGGUGGUGUGUGUAUCAGAGCUCAGAGACUUCCUGGAGGCUGACAUCAGUAAUAUGGAGUCGGGCUCUGCGUGUUUGGCCAAGCAUGAAGAUGGCAUCUGGUAUCCAGCCAGAAUAUCAGAGAUUGAAGGUGGUUUUUACACAGUGAAAUUUAACUCGCUGCUGUUGAAAGAGGCUGUGCUGGAGGCUGAUGGGAUCAUUCCUCCUCUUCGUCAGGACGAUUAUUCCUCUUCUUCCUCAUCGGACUCUGAGGAUGAUACUGACCAGUGUGAUGCCGGCUAUGCUAAAGUAUCAAUAGAGGAGGAUGUGGCCCAGGUUAACGGUGCAGAGUUUUGCGGUUGGGAGGCUCACACACGUGGCAUUGGCUCCAAGCUUAUGCUGAAAAUGGGUUAUGAGCUUGGUAAAGGUUUGGGGAAAACGCUCUCUGGUCGUGUAGAGCCAGUUCAGGCAGUGGUUCUUCCCAAGGGCCGCUCAUUGGACAUAUGUGCUGAGCUCACUCAGAGAAAGACUGCAGCCGCUAUCGCUAAGGAUAACCCGCCCUCGCGUAAACCGAAGGCUAAACAGAGGAAGAGGAAGGCCUCCACAUCAACACGCCACAAUGUUUUUGAUUUCCUGAACUCUAAGCUUGGUGAUGGAUCUCAGCCUGCAUCUCAUUCAUCAAGCUCAUCCGUCACUGGCGCAGAGGCCUACAGGGGCGGAAAGAGCGUCAAACGUUCACUGAAUGUUCGUCUGUUCCAGGCCACCGAGAAAGUCACUCAAGUGGAGAGGGAGAUCCAGCAACUCACUAAGUCUCUUAGAAAACGAAAUGGAAGGGAUGCUACAUUGGUCAGUCGAAUGGAGGAGAAGCUCGCUGCUUCCCGCAAGUUGCUGGAGCAGCUUAAGGCUCAGGAACAGUCCAUCCAGAGAGAGCAAAAGAAAGCAGACACGCAUAAGAAAAUGACUGAAUUCUGACAAAUCUACUGUCUUUUUUUUUUUUUAUACUGUUAUUUGGAAUUUUGUUUAGUGUGUUCAAACAUUAAUACAGUUAUUGGGUAUUAAAAAAAAAUCUACAUGAUGAUGAAUGUGUGAAAUACAUUUUUAUCAUUGCAUUUUACAAUGGAGGCAGUGCCAUUGUAUAAAUCCAAUCCAUUUUAUAAAAAUAAAACAAUACAAAUAUUAUAUUA